Messenger RNA from Camarhynchus parvulus, 2381 nucleotides. RefSeq names its product coiled-coil domain containing 81 (gene CCDC81). The coding region runs from base 750 to 1328 and encodes 192 amino acids. The transcript has 3 exons. Gene Ontology annotation, cellular component: centrosome. Lineage: Eukaryota; Metazoa; Chordata; Aves; Passeriformes; Thraupidae. The record is from RefSeq and is a predicted model, not a curated record.
UCCCUUGGAAUGGAGACUAUAACCCCCUUCCCUCAGAAUUAUUUUAACUUUGAAAUUAAGGGCCUUUUGGGCAAAGAUUUGGGAAAAGGAAUAGCAGCUCUUUCCUAGUAUGCACACCAAGGCAAACAGACAACUGCGGCAUUACCAACGCCCAGAGGCAGAGCCUCGGUCCCAGCCAUUCCCCCUCUGGUGCAGUUCCGGGCACAGCCGGCAGGGGCGCUGCUGGCUCUGGGCAGGGCGGGGGCGAUGAUUCCCCCGCGCCUGCAGGGGGCGCUGUGGCGCGGGCUCGGUCAUUUCUCUCCUGUUGUAAUGGCGGACGUGCCGGCAGAAGGGUUGGGAAAAGGGCUUGCUCCACAAACCUCCAGGGGCAGCCGAUCCCAGUGCCACAUCAGGAACCUUGGAAGUGGCAAGCUGAAGUGGCAGGAACGAGCUCAACCUGGGAUAGCAAGCAAGAGUCAGCUGUAGCAGGAGCUGCAGUGUGUCCUGGCAGGCAGGGAGUAUGGGGUUACAGUCUUGCAAAGAACCCCUGGAGCAGUAGCGGAGGCGCAGCAGGAGCUGAGCAGCAGCAGACUGGUUCCCAAACUGGGCCCAGAGAGGCUCCCUUGGAGAGGGAAGGGGCUCAGGGAUCCCAGCCUUUCCCCUGGGGCACCUCAGCAGAUGGUGAAGGAUCCUGUAUUUGCUGAGGAAGGGUGCUAAUAAGGUCUCAGUGCAACAGCCGCUCUAACAAGCAGAGCUCCGCUCAUGGUAGGAUGCAGCAGGAGACUGAACGCCGUGCUGGUUGCAAAUUCUUCCCACAGCGACCGAAGCUUCUUUCCCCUCCGAAAGCUGAGAGAGCAAGACAGGGUGUCCUUGUCCCAGGUCUUGGGACCUUUGCUGUGGUCCCUGAGCAAAUCAACAGCACAGAAGAGGUGUAUGUGGUUCGAAGACCCGUGUUCCAGCUGGACAUGGACAUGUCCUGUCUACAGGAGCUGGUCUUCCCAACAGUGAUGAUUCCUGGUGACAUCAUGAUCAUGCCACUGGAUUACUGGUGGCUGUCCCAGACCAAUUCCCUCCCGCCCGACUUGGUGAGGGGCUGUGUGGAGGAGACCAUUCUCUUGUACUCCUUCCAGCUGAGGGACAGACAUCACCCCGCAUUUGCCUUUGAGAAUAUUGGCAUCCUGUCCUGCCAGGACAAUGUCUUGUGCAUGCAAUUCCACUGCAGCUGCAUUGCAGGACUGGAGAGUCAGGACACCUGGGUGGCUCUGCUGCUCACGGUGAGCUGGAAUCUGGGGGCAUUGAAGUGCUGGAGAGUGCCCAGAGAAGGGCAGAGAGGCUGGGAAAGGGUCUGAAGCACAAGUCUCAUGAGGAGCAGCUGUGGAGGCUGAGCCCGAAGAAAAGGAGGCUUAGAGGGGACCUUUUUUGCUCUCUGCAUCUGCAUGAAAGAAGAGUGAGGCCAGGUGGGGUCAGCCUGUUCUCCCAGAUAACAGAAGACAAAUUGCACCAGGAGAGGCUUAGGUGGGAUUUUAGGGAAAAUUUCUUCAUGUAACAGGCUGCCCAGGGCAGUGGUGGACUCAUCAUCCCUGGAGGGAUUUAAGAGAUAUGUGGAUGUGGCCACUGUUGGACUUGUUGGCCUCCAAGGGUUCUUCUUAUUGGUUCUUUGAUUCCAUGAUGUUCAUGAAUGAGAUUUGGGAAGAGGAGUUAGGAGAAAUGGCUCCUAUAGGAGCAGGAGACCGGUCUGCUUUCUCCAUGGAAAUCUCCUGACAGCUCCCUGUCACUCUGCAGAGGCUAAGUACGCCAGGUUCUGGUGUCAACAAUGAAGUGACCACUGCUCAGGGUGUGCAGGCUGCACAGGCCCACAUGUUCCCCAGGUGAGUGCAUUUCCUUGUUGAUUUUCUGGUUCCUUCAUUGCCUGCAGAGUGUGGGGUCUGCCAUUUCUCAGGCCUGUGGCAUCAUUUGCUUCUGGAGUUGGCCUCACUUAUUCUCGUGGGCUCCUUCCAAUUCUGGAUAUUGUCAUUCUGUGAGUCCAGGUUCCAGCUUGUUGUGUCUGAUGCUUUUUCCACCCAACAUACAAAGGCUGCAGAGAAAUACAGUGUCAGAACAGGUAUGGAAUGGGUUCCUGCUGCUCUGUCACACAUGGAGUGAUCACAUCUGUGACCAUACAACCUUACAGACUGCUCCCAAGAGCUUCCUCCUUUCUCAGGGGAACAAGAGCAUCCUGGGAAGUUUUCCCUCCUUGCACUGCUGUACCAGAGGCCAGGCACAAGGCAGCAAGAGCCAAGGUCAAAGCCACCUGCCAGGUGAAACUCUUGUGGGAAUGGUUUGGAGGGAUCCUUGCACCCUGGGUGAAAUCCCCCUCAGACACUUGGACUGUGUAGCAACUUGGGAAGGUCCAUGGGAACAAC